Molecule: messenger RNA, 1394 nt
Organism: Lutzomyia longipalpis
Lineage: Eukaryota; Metazoa; Arthropoda; Insecta; Diptera; Psychodidae
Exons: 3
Coding region: 183-1148 (321 amino acids)
Source: RefSeq, a predicted model, not a curated record
UCCACUGUGAUCCAUGAAAUUUGUACAAAAACACCUGAAAAUUGCACCCAAAGUCACAUUAAACACCAUGUACCAGUAAAUUUGCUGGGGGCGCUACAAAAUCCGGGCGUAAAACGGAAGCUUCUUGUCCACAAAUCCCGUCCGCUGAGGGAAAUUCUCGUGAAAAAGUGCAUUGAAAAGUCAUGUCUCCAGUGCCUGAAGUUGGGCAACCAGAGACAGCUGAUAAGGCUGGAUCGUCGUCGGGAAGUGAUGCUACUGAUGAUGGGGUCAAUUUGCAGGACUUUGUGGUGAUUCCAAGUCAAACAUCUCCAUCCGGAAGUACCUCAGAGAAUCAUGAGAAUGAGGAUUUGGAAUGCUACAGCGAUGCCCAAUUGAAGGCUCUCCUGGACGAAGCAAUCACUUACAAGACUCCCAAGGAGGCAGAAAAGCCCCAAGAGAGCGCUGCUACUGCUGUGGAGAUUCCGAAGGAGUCUGUGGAUCCGGAAGAUGUGGAGGAAAAGGAGCCGAAGAUUGAGGAGAAGAAGAUCUCAGGGCCUAAAGUGGAGAAGGAGCCAGUGAAGGUGGAUACGAAGGAGAAGGAAAUUCCGCAUAGGAAUCCAUUUAUUUCCAUGCCAAGCACCUGGAAUCCAUCCUUCCGCACAAUUGAUCCGAAAUCUUUCGCCGGACCGAGAGACUACGGCUUCUGCCCACGACCCAGUCAUACCUUCGGCAUGCCCGGGAUGUGCUGCUACUCCCCAGCUCCACCCAAGGCACCGGAAGUGGUGCCAAAGGUGGAAAAGAAGGAGAGGAAUGCCAUUUUGAAAUUAUCCCACGAAAUCGAUGGCUACCGUGGCGGUGAUAACAUCGAUAGCCUCGUGCGUUUCAUCGAGAGCUCCGAUUCGGAGCCGGAUUACAAGAAAAACGGCAAGGGCAAGCCCCAGAAGAAUGGGGGCAACAAGAAGGGCAAGAAGGCACCACCAAAGCCCAAAGCACCCACCAAGGCAAAGGAAGUUCUGCGUGAGGUGCCGCAAAAGACGGUGGAGAAGCUGCAGGAGAGACUCCCGGAGGUGCAGCAGACGUCCGAUGAGGUGUCCGGAAAGGCAUCCCCAACCAUUGAUGGCAGUGAAUUCCGUGUGGUGAUGAAAAAGAAGAAAAAGCCAAAGAAUUGACGAGGAAAUCUCUCAGGGAACAGAUCUAAUACAACUUUUUUGCCAUAAUAUUAAUUAGCUCACACAAACCUCGUCAACUCAUCCCCCAGAAAAAAAACAACCACCUGCUUUUUCAUCCCGCCUCUCCGAAGCACUUCCUCUCUUUUUUUCCCCCUAAAAAGUAAUUUCCUCAAAACUCCCCAAAAAAGAAUGUUUAAGAAGUUCGUUAAACAGCUAAUCAAAUAUUAACAGCAAGAAAAAUUGAAA